Molecule: messenger RNA, 991 nt
Organism: Camelina sativa (false flax)
Lineage: Eukaryota; Viridiplantae; Streptophyta; Magnoliopsida; Brassicales; Brassicaceae
Product: acid phosphatase 1
Molecular function (GO): acid phosphatase activity
Source: RefSeq, a predicted model, not a curated record
AUGAGGAUUUAUCUGAUUAUUCUCCUCGUGGUGGUUUCUUUAUUCUCCUCCUCCGCCUUCUCAGACGAUUCGAUUCUCGAGUACCCAUCCGAAAUCGAGAGCAUGCACAAGAAAGCUGCCGAAGAAGAUGUCGAUUUGCAUUGCACGACCUGGAGAUUCGCGGCGGAGAUGAACAAUCUCGCCCCGUGGAAAACGAUUCCGGUUGAGUGUGCCGAUUACGUUAAGAACUACGUCAUGGGUAAAGGCUACGCCACCGAUCUGGAGAGAGUCUCUGAGGAAGCUUUCAUCUUUGCCAACAGCGUCGAGUUCUCCGGCGACGGCAAAGAUAUUUGGGUUUUCGAUAUCGAUGAGACUCUUUUGUCUAAUCUUCCAUACUACAUUGACCAUGGCUUUGGGUUGGAGCUUUUUGAUCACUCGGAGUUUGAUAAAUGGGUAGAGAGAGGAGUGGCACCGGCUAUAGCACCAAGCUUGAAGCUUUACCAAAGAGUGGUUGAUUUGGGGUACAAAGUUUUCUUGCUUACAGGGAGGAAAGAGAGUCACAGGCUUGUUACUGUUGAAAACCUCAUCAAUGCUGGUUUCCAGAACUGGGACAAGCUUAUCCUCAGAUCUCCAGAGGAACAGCACAAAAUGGCGACACUAUACAAAUCUGAGAAGAGAGAUGAGAUGGUGAAAGAGGGAUACAGGAUUAGAGGCAAUUCAGGUGAUCAAUGGAGUGAUUUGUUGGGUACCUCCAUGUCUCAACGAUCCUUCAAACUUGCUAAUCCAAUGUAUUAUAUACCCUGAAGAGUGUGUGAAGACAAGAGAGCUUUAUUUGACAACACCUAUAUAAAACGUUUCGAAAAAUUGUAUAGAAUUAUUAGAGCAAUCAAAGUGUUUUUAAAGUUGGAUUGCUUUCGCUUGUAACUUGACAAGCAUUUAAAUGUACUAAUGACAGAGAAUGCUCUGUUUUAUUAACUUGUCUCCGUGAAAAUAAGAAGAUACAUUGAUCAUA